This is a messenger RNA of Neoarius graeffei (lesser salmon catfish), 2823 nucleotides long. It is a transcript of the gene cpt2, whose product is annotated as carnitine palmitoyltransferase 2. Gene Ontology annotation, molecular function: carnitine O-palmitoyltransferase activity. Gene Ontology annotation, biological process: fatty acid beta-oxidation. The record is from RefSeq and is a predicted model, not a curated record. Bases 443 to 2434 code for a protein of 663 amino acids. Gene Ontology annotation, cellular component: mitochondrion. NCBI's taxonomy places the organism in Eukaryota, Metazoa, Chordata, Actinopteri, Siluriformes, Ariidae. The transcript has 5 exons.
GAGCCUUUGAGCUCGGCACAUUUUAUAUAGAGCUCAGUGGAUGCAGCAGCGCCGAGUGGAUUUUGGCUCGCGGAAGUGACGCCUGGAUUAAGGGAUAAAUCGAGUCGGUGAUCUGUUCCAUCCCCAGAAAGAUACGGAUUUAAUCCGGAGUGAAUUCCAACUCUUGUAGAUAACACGCUUUUCCUACCACAGGACGGAGUGGUGAAGUUAAUUGAUCUGUGUUGUGAAUGACCUUCCGUCCACAAAGAGGGGAGUGUGUGUGUGUGUGUGUGUGUGAGAACACUGGGUGAAGUUCAGGAGCACCACACAUCCUAUUUCGUUUCUAAAACCUUUGUAACGUUAUCUGCUUUAAAUUAUCAGUGUAGUGGGAUCAACCACCAGCAGUUCGUGUCCGUGAUAUCGUCUUGCAAACGUUAUUAUUGAGCGAGUUAGCUACAGAGACAUGGCGUGUCUUCUCUCUUCUCACCUAAACACGACACUGAGGACUACUCUUAUCUGCUCAGCUCGAACUGCAAAUCAUCGACCAUACAGCAGUCAAUAUGAUGGAACAGAAUAUUUACACAAAAGCAUUGUUCCCAGUAUGCACUACCAGAAAAGUUUGCCGAGAUUGCCAGUUCCAAAGCUGGAGGACACAAUGAGGAGAUAUUUGGCAGCUCAGAAACCCCUGUUAAAUGAGGAACAGUACAGUAAAACGGAUAAACUGGCUCAUGAAUUCCAGAAUGGUGUUGGAAAGAUGCUACAAGAGGAGCUUGUGGCUCAAGACAAAAAGAACAAGCACACGAGCUAUAUUUCAGCCCCAUGGUUUGAUAUGUACCUAUCUGCCCGUGAAUCUGUGGUCUUGAACUUUAAUCCUUUCAUGUCAUUCAACCCUGACCCCAAACCUGAAAACAAUAACCAGCUUGUUCGGUCUGCUAACAUGGUGUGUUCUAUUGUUCGGUUUAUGAAGACCCUGCGUGCUGGUCUCCUUGAACCAGAGGUGUUCCACCUAAACCCUGCCAAGAGCAACACUGAUACCUUUAAAAAGUUAAUCCGAUGGGUGCCUUCCUCCAUCUCGUGGUUUGGAGCCUACAUGGUGAAUGCCUAUCCACUGGAUAUGUCUCAGUACUUCAGUCUCUUCAACUCUACACGGAUCCCCAAACCCAAGCGGGAUGAGCUGUUCACUGACCAGAAAGGUCGCCAUGUACUUGUCAUGCGAAGAGGAAAUAUGUAUGUAUUUGAUGCACUGGAUAGGAAUGGUAAUCUGGUGAAACCUGCAGAAAUCCUGUCACACCUCAAAUACAUUCUUGCAGACAUGACACCAGCUCCUGCGUUUCCUCUGGGUGUUCUGACAAGUGAGAACCGGGAUGUCUGGGCUGGACUAAGGGAGAAACUUCUACAGGCAGGGAAUGGUGAGGCUCUAGGUAUAGUGGACAGUGCACUGUUCUGCCUGUGUCUUGAUGAUGAGGAAAUGCGUGAUCAUAUACACAUCUCCCACAGUAUGCUUCAUGGGGACGGCUGUAACCGAUGGUAUGACAAGUCAUUUAGUAUCAUCCUGGCCAAAGAUGGACAAGCAGCCAUCAAUUUUGAGCACUCCUGGGGUGAUGGCGUAGCUGUCCUCCGUUUACAAAAUGAAGUCUUCAAAGACACCACGGAGAAACCACAGAUCAGUCCUGACACCCAGCCUGCUGCUAUAGAUUCAUCCUCUGCUGUGCGGAGGCUGGAAUUCAAGCUAAACCCUGAACUGGAACAAGGAAUAAGAAAAGCUAAAGAGAACUUCCAGGCUGCUAUCUCGAAGCUUACCAUUGAUGCCAUGGAGUUCAAGCAAGGGGGAAAAGAGCAGCUGAAGAAGAAGAAGCUGAGCCCUGAUGCCAUUGCACAGCUGGCUUUCCAGAUGGGAUUCCUGCGGCAGUAUGGGCAGACCGUAGCUACAUACGAGUCCUGCAGCACUGCAGCUUUCAAACAUGGCCGCACCGAGACCAUCCGGCCUGCCAGUGUUCACACACAGCGCUGUGCCCAAGCCUUUGUUCAACAGCCUACUCAGCACAGUGUGGAGCAGCUCAUGGGUCUGCUGCAUGCCUGCUCCAAAUACCAUGGGCAACUCACAAAGGAGGCAGCCAUGGGACAAGGAUUUGACCGGCAUCUUUUUGCCUUGCGCUACCUGGCAAAUUCUAAAGGAAUGUCUAUACCAAGUCUGUACCAGGACCCAGCUUAUGCAGCUAUAAACCACAACAUCCUGUCCACCAGUACACUCACUAGCCCUGCUGUCAGUUUGGGUGGCUUUGCCCCCGUGGUCCCAGAUGGUUUUGGGGUAGGCUAUGGUGUCCAUGAUGAUUGGAUAGGUUGCAAUGUUUCCAGCUACCCUGCCAGAAAUGUCCAUGAAUUUCUCAGAUGCGUUCACAAGUCUCUGGAGGACAUUUUUACUGUUGUUGAAGGAAAACCAAUUAAAUCCAACUAAGUGUAGUUCAGGAGAACAAGUUCUGAGGAAUCAUCAAAAAGGACUAAUUUUAGUGUUUUGAGGGGAAUAUUAUCAAUAUAUAGUUCUUUGUCUGCAAUUGUUUGAGUGCAUCAGUUACUCUGGACUUUUAAUUCUGCCCAAGAACUUGACAAACAUUUUAAUUUGUACAGGACAAACAAAGGUUCACUUUUUUGGGGGGUGGGGGGGGUGUAAUACACCAAGUCUGUAGCUAAAAUACAGAUCAGAAUUCCAACUUCUUUCAAGUUCACACGAAUUAAAAUUGCAGUGUGCAAAGAAUUGUGAAUUUGGUUUAAAAUCCCUCAAAAUGGAUCUUGGUAUAGCCUGUUGUAAAUAUUUUACUUUGACCCAGUAAACUUUUUUUUUUUUAA